CCAUACAGCCUAGGGUGGGAACUUAUUAGCUUGUUUGCUGUGCUUAGGCGCGUCUUGCUAAGUUACCUAGUUUUUUCGCUCAGUUGAAAGAUUGCAUUCUAUAAAGCUUGCAAUGCAAAAAAACCCGAUCAAAUUCUGCUCACCAUUUGUAGUUUUUUUUUAUGAGCCUAAGUGUUUUAACUUGUUCUAAUUAAACCCAAGGUCAGUUUUGCGACAAGAAGCACCUGUUCGAGUGGAGUGGAGAAGUGCUCCUUCAUUGGAAGACUUUGAAAAACGACCUUUGUGCUCAAUGCAGUUCAGCUGUCGGUGCGGCUGUUCCUAGAGAUGGACACCCACUGGUGUCCGGCGUCAUAGAUCAGGUGGCAGCUAGCCUGUCAGUAAAGACGGGACACCCCAGCUGGGUCAAGUGUUGAGCAACAAACCGCGGCAGCCCGGUACGGUGGGUGAAGGUUUUCCCCUUGGCGUGGACACUGACAUGCCCGUGUUCGCCCAGGAUCCGGCUCAGUUCUCUAAGCAGAGGCUGAAGCUGGAGUUGGUCGCCAACAAUGUGGACCUGCCUCCGGGGGAGAGUAAGAAACAGGUGUACCUGGAUCUGUACAUGAAAUACGUGUCCAAGAAGGGCGCCGCCGAUUUCUCCAGCGAUGAGGAGGACCAUGUGCAAGGAAACAACGUCGAGGACCCCAGCGUGCAGGAGGAAGCGGAAGAGGCGGAACGGCAGGAGCAGGAAGCGGACGAGAUGGACGUCGCCCAGCUGACGGACGAUGAGCUGAAGGCACAGCUCCUGCAGUUUGGGGUGAAGGUCGGCCCGAUCGUAGCCUCCACUCGGGCUCUGUAUGAGAGGAAGUUGCAGAGGCUACUGGAUCCAGCUGCGCUGCCUGACCAGAACGGCACCAACGAGGCCGACCAGUACUCCGACAGCGAGGAAGAUGAGGAGGAAGAGGAUAAUCCAGGUGGCGAGUGCGAAGACCCGGGUCCGGAGCCGGUGGCCGUCGCCGUGGUGACGGGUUCGAGGCGCGGCCAGCUGGGAAGCAAGCAGACCCCGGUGCCCGAUUUUCUGACUGAGAUGUUUCCGGAUGCAGAUCGCACACCGACCGGGAUCAGUGCCACGCGGCGGCGGCCGAUUAAGGGGGCCGCGGGACGGCCCGUGCGGUACAAGUACCCCGACCUGCCCCUGAGCCCCGCCUCGCUGGAGAGGAGGGAGCUGCAGCGGCGGCUGGUCCCCGUCUGGGUCCAGGUCCUGGUCUUCCUGGGCGUGGCCGGCCUGCUCUACCUGGUCUACGGCGCCAUGGAGACGGGCCUGGAGAACCCCUUCGCCGCGCUGCUGGAGAACCUGAGCCAGGGGGCGGAGCUUGCCGAAGAGGAGCCGCCGCCCCUUCCCGAGCCGCAGGACGUUCCCGCCAACCUGCUCGCCGAGGAGUACUGACUCCUCCCACUCUGUGAAGAGUACUGACUCCUCCCACUCUGCCCUCUUUAUGUGUGUGAAGGGGGG
Molecule: messenger RNA, 1489 nt
Organism: Anguilla rostrata (American eel)
Lineage: Eukaryota; Metazoa; Chordata; Actinopteri; Anguilliformes; Anguillidae
Gene: lemd1
Product: LEM domain containing 1
Exons: 6
Coding region: 476-1423 (315 amino acids)
Molecular function (GO): DNA binding
Source: RefSeq, a predicted model, not a curated record